AAGAAAAAACAGAAAUCAAGCUGACGGAGCGUUUCCAUUGGUUACAGGCUCCUGGUACCCAGGAAAGAGGAUGUAGCAUCUCCUGCGGUAGCUUAGCAAACAGGGCAAAUGUGAGGUAAGGGCGGCUGUUGCGCGGGUUAAUAUGGGACGGAUAAUGGCCAUAUGAACGAGAAGGUGAUGAUUCACCGGCAGGUGAUACUAACCCAGAACUUGUACCAGAACAGGUUUCUCGGGCUUGUAGCUAUGGCCUCUCCAUCUCGUGCAUCUCAGGGCAGGCGGCGAUGUAAGGACCCGAUUCGGCACAGUUUCAACCCUGAGCAGUUCCCCAAUGUGGACUUCCAGAACGGCAUACCGGAGGAUCUGGCGGCGGCCGUGCUGCGCUCCACCAGCGACACUGACCUCUUGACCUCUCACUGCCGCUCCACCCUCACCAUCAGCACCUCCAGCUACACCAUCGGCCAGACGCAGGGCAUCACCCUCAGCUGGGACAUCAAGGAGGAAGUGGACGCCGGUGAUUGGAUUGGCAUGUACCUCAUCGAUGAGGUUCUGUCAGAAAACUUUCUUGAUUACAAGAACAGAGGUGUGAACGGCUCCCACAAAGGUCAGAUCGUCUGGAAGAUCGAGGCCAGCUCCUACUUCGUAGAAGCGGAGACUAAGAUCUGUUUUAAAUAUUAUCAUGGAGUGAGUGGAGCCCUGCGGGCCACAACGCCAUGUGUGACCGUGAAGAACCCCUCCGCACCGGUGUUUAAGCCGGUGGCCACUGAUGACUUACCUCAGAGUCGAGGCAGCAGAAGACUCAUCAGCUUCUCUCUCUCAGAUUUCCAGGCCACUGGGCUGAAGAAAGGCAUGUUCUUUAACCCCGACCCCUACCUGAAGAUUGCCAUCCACCCCGGCAAGCACAGCAUCUUCCCUGCCCUGCCUCACCACGGCCAGGAGAAGAGAUCCGGCAUCGUCUGCAAUACCAUUAAUCCUGUUUGGCAGAGGGAGCGCUUCAAUUUUGUGUCUCUGCCCACCGAUGUGUUGGAGAUCGAGGUGAAAGACAAGUUCGCCAAAAGCCGACCCAUCAUAAAGCGUUUCUUGGGCAAGCUGUCCAUGCCAGUGCAAAGAUUACUGGAGAAACAUGCGAUUGGCGAUCGAGUGGUCAGUUACACUCUGGGCCGGAGGCUACCAACUGAACAUGUCAGUGGCCAGCUUCAGUUUAGGUUUGAGAUUACAUCUUCCAACCAUCCAGAUGAUGAGGACAUGUCUCUCAGUACAGAGCAACCAGUGGCGGCAGCAGAAGCUCAAGUUCAGCCUCAGGCAGAAGACACCAUGAGUUUGGACCAGGGGGCUCCAGAGUUGCCGUUAGAUGAAGAAACGGCUUCUGUAGAGAUGCCCAUGGACAUUGAAUCAGCCGAAGCAGAAGCUGUAGAGCAAGAGCCUUUAGAAGAAGAGCAGCAGACACAUCCGGAGCAGCCAGAGGAAGCAGCAGCAGCCGAGAGCCAAGAACAAAUAGAGCAAGAAGUGACCAAUGUUGAAGUGGAAGAGACACGCCAAGAAGAGGCAGAAAAUGAUAGUGCCUUUGCUGAAGGGCCUGCAGAGUCUUCAGGAGAUCCUGCAGGAGUCGAAGAGGAGGCCGUCUCAGAACAGCAACCGGUUUCGGAAGAACCAGAUGUGGAUCUAGAGGAAUGCUGCUCGCUGAGGAUCAGGACCACACCGAGAAGGAAGCCGCGGCCUUGUUCCCUACCCGUGUCUGAGCUGGAGACGGUCAUCGCUUCGGCCUGCGGCGAACCAGAGACGCCACGCUCCCAUUACAUCAGAAUCCACCACCUGCUGCACGGCCUCCCCUCCACCGCGGCUGGACCCGAACCCGUCCGGCCACAGGGCGUAGAAGAACAAGAGGAAGACGAGGAAGAGGGUGCGACCCUCGAGCCUCAUGCUUUAACACCCAACGGCCCUCGCAGGACACUGCCCCGCAGCCGCUCACACGAACGCCUCUCUGACCUCAUUCAGAUGCUCGACGGAGAUGGCCAGCCGCUCGGAGCUGAAGGACAAACCACAGGUCAAAGGUCACCAGGAGAAAGCGAAGGUGAUUUGAGUCCGGUGCCGUGCUGCAGUCACAUGGCGCAGAGGGCUUCAGGCCCUGUGCGGGCACCGUCUCUGGACAGCGCACGCCGGUCAGAGAGCACGGUCUUUUCCUCACAGGAUGAUGAGGAUGAGACGGACAGGGUGAACGGCAUUCUGGGAUUGGAGGCAGAGGCAAGACAGGGCGCUAAGAGCCGGGAGCCAGGGGACGGGAGCUGUCAGUGGGAGGAGGCACCAGAUAGUCACGUCCAGAGUCCGCACGGCAUUAUGGGUAACGGAGAAUCACCGGUAGCUGGACCAAGCAACAGAAGAGAAUGUCCUUUGCCUUGUAAUCAUCCUGCAGUGAGCCAGCUGCCCGCCCUGCGGCCCGACCCACAUCACUAUCCCACCAUAGACGAGCCGCUGCCUCCGAACUGGGAGGCCCGCAUUGACAGUCACGGUCGUGUGUUCUAUGUGGAUCACAUUAACCGGACCACCACUUGGCAACGACCGACGUCCGCAGCCACGCCGGAUGGCCUGCGCAGGUCAGGUUCCGUCCAACAGAUGGAGCAGCUCAACAGGAGGUACCAGACCAUCCAGAGGACGAUGGCCACAGAGAGGAGAGACGAGGAGUCGGGCAGCCCCCGCAACGAGAGAACAGCCAACACCGAGACCGACUCGCCUCCACAGACAGCCGAGUUGAGGAGAGACACUCCGUGUUCUCCGGGUCACUGUCAGAAGAUCACGUUACUGCUGCAGAGUCCAGCAGUCAAAUUCAUCACUCACCCAGAGUUCUUCACUGUGCUCCACGCAAAUUAUGGGGCGUAUCGUAUGUUCACAAACAGCUCGUGUCUGAAACACAUGGUCCUCAAGAUCAGGCGUGAUGCCCGAAACUUUGAGCGGUACCAGCACAACCGUGACCUGGUGACCUUUUUAAACCGGUUUGCUGAUGCUCAGCUGGAGCUGCCGCGGGGCUGGGAGAUCAAAACAGACCCGCAGGGGAAGUCGUUCUUCGUAGACCACAACAGCCGUGCCACAACCUUCAUUGAUCCCAGGAUCCCCUUGCAGAACGGCAGACUGCCGAACCACCUGACGCACCGCCAGCACCUGCAGAGAUUACGCAGCUACAGCGCAGGAGAGGCAUCGGAGGUGUCACGCACCCGAGGGGUGUCCUUGUUAGCCAGGCCUGGAAACAGCCUGGUAGCAUCCAUACGAAGCCAAGGCCAGCAGGAGCCAGUGCCAUUAGCAUACAAUGAUAAGAUUGUAGCGUUUUUACGGCAGCCAAACAUCUUUGAGGUGCUACAGGAACGACAGCCGAGCCUGGCGAGGAAUCACUCACUCAAGGAAAAGGUGUAUCACAUCCGAACCGAAGGCACACAGAGACUGGAGAAGCUGUCGUGUGAUGCUGACCUGGUCAUGCUGUUAAGUUUGUUUGAGGAGGACAUCAUGUCUUAUGUUCCUCUCACAUCAUUUCACCCUGGGUUCAGCUUCUCUCCACGCUGCUCUCCUGGUUCCUCUCCUCAAAACUCUCCAGGGACCCAGAGGGCUCGGGCUCCAGCGCCCUACCGCAGAGAUUUUGAAGCCAAACUGCGCAACUUCUACAGGAAGCUGGAGGCAAAGGGCUACGGGCAAGGACCCGGCAAGAUUAAAUUGAUCGUCAGAAGAGAUCAUCUGUUGGAAGGAACAUUUAACCAGGUCAUGGCCUACUCCCGUAAAGAGCUCCAGAGAAACAAGCUGUACAUCACCUUUGUUGGAGAGGAAGGACUGGACUACAGCGGUCCAUCGCGGGAGUUUUACUUCCUGCUAUCUCAGGAGCUGUUUAACCCUUACUACGGCCUGUUUGAAUACUCCGCUAACGACACAUACACUGUCCAGAUCAGCCCCAUGUCUGCUUUUGUGGAAAACCAUUUGGAAUGGUUUCGUUUCAGCGGUCGCAUUCUUGGCCUGGCUUUGAUUCAUCAGUAUUUGUUGGACGCUUUCUUCACCCGUCCUUUUUAUAAAGCUCUCCUCAGACUAGCCACGGAUCUCAGUGAUCUGGAGUACCUGGAUGAGGAGUUUCAUCAGAGCUUACAGUGGAUGAAGGAAAAUGAUAUCACAGAUGUGCUGGAUCUCACCUUCACAGUCAAUGAGGAAGUGUUCGGACAGGUGACUGAGCGGGAGCUGAAGUCCGGUGGGACAAAUUUGCAGGUGACAGAGAAGAAUAAGAAGGAGUAUAUCGAGCGGAUGGUGAAGUGGAGGGUGGAGCGCGGUGUCGUCCAGCAGACGCAGGCUCUGGUCCGGGGCUUUUACGAGGUGGUGGACUCCCGUCUGGUGUCUGUGUUUGAUGCCAGAGAGCUGGAGCUGGUCAUUGCAGGAACAGCAGAGAUUGAUUUAAACGACUGGAGAAACAACACCGAGUACAGAGGAGGUUAUCAUGAUGGGCAUAUUGUGAUCCGGUGGUUCUGGGGUGCGGUGGAGCGCUUCAAUAAUGAACAGAGACUGCGUCUGCUUCAGUUUGUGACGGGCACCUCCAGCGUGCCGUACGAGGGCUUCACCGCGCUGCGCGGGAGCAACGGCCUGCGCCGCUUCUGCAUCGAGAAAUGGGGCAAGAUCACAUCGCUCCCGAGGGCACACACAUGCUUUAACCGUCUGGAUCUUCCGCCGUAUCCAUCCUACACCAUGCUGUACGAGAAAAUGCUGAUUGCUGUGGAAGAGACCAGCACCUUUGGCCUUGAGUGAGGACUUGAAGCAUAAACCACCUUCCUCCCAGUAACCUUUCCAUGAACACCGUAUGUAAUUACCUACUAGCGUGGAUCGUGUCCUGUGUUCGUUUCUUUGGUUUGUUCAGGACACCACUGCAUGCAUCAGUCACCUACGCGGUUAGACAGUGUGUAACGGUAAUCGUGAAAGAGAAGCUUUCCACCUGCUUUAACACUCAGGGCCUCGACCUCCGCUGGAGUCGCUCUCAGUUCACACAUCAUUUCACCACAAACGUCACGGCCAGCAUCCUUUCUGUUGGUGCAUUCUCACAUUGACAGGAAUUGUAGAGUUAAAACCAAAUAUGCUCACAGAAAAUAUCUGAUCGAGGUGCCGUAAUUACUGUAAAUGUGUGCACUAGUUCACAUAAUCUCACAGAUCACGGCAUCAUCACAUGAAGUGACGUCACUUCGCAGGAGUCAGAGGGGGAAAUGGCUAGCCUGAGCCUUGUUUUGACACUUUUGAUUUAUUCCUUUGUACUAAUCAAUGCAUUUAAAUAUUAAAACCAUUAAAGCAUCAGACAUGUUUAAGGAUGUUUAAGGCUUCAUGCUGUCUCGUCUGUAAUGUUUGAAUGAAUUUCCAGUGUUGAUACAUGAUUGCUUUCAAUGAAAUGAUGGAACACAGGAGGUUUACUAAAAUGUCAAAAAAAAAAAAAAAAUCUCAACACUAGAAAUGAAAAACGAAAAAAAAGGUCAACACUAAAAGCGAAACACAACAAAUCCAAUCAGAAUAUAUUUAAUGUUAAUUAUACAGCUGUGUGCAGUGGGGUUUUAAACCACUGAGAUUGCACUGUGGGCGUCUAGCGGGACAAAACAUAAAAAAACAAAGAACUGAAAAUGUCUUGUUCGUUGCGUUUAGAUUAGACACCGUGUAAAGUGCAUUUAUGGUAACAGUGGUUUCUAGUGAUCUGAGUCAAAAGGAGCAACAACAACCAGUGAUGAUGCGAUGUGGACAUGUAUUUUAUGUACGGUAAAUGAAUAAUGCAAUGCACUGCCAGCGGAAAUGAAGACAUCUUGAAAGUAAAUUCUCAUAAUGAUCCUUUACACACUACUGCAGUCUAUAUAAACAGUUUCCCUGAGCAUAUUCAUUUUUAGUAUUACAAUGGAAUGAUACUUUGCUUUUGUUUAUUGUAUUUUUAUGUAUUUAUUUCCGUUUUCAAUAUCAGAUGAUGGGUGUUAAUGUCUGCGCUCCCAUUGGCAGUUGCUGCAUCAAAUUUAUUGCACAUUUGCAUAAAGUUACAAUGUUUGUCUAAGCUUUGUCGCAUCGCCAUCACUUUCUGUCACUUAAAAUUAACUUAAAAGUUGCUUAAAAUUUUCUGAUGCCAUAAUAUGCACUCGCUUUCCCUAAUGUAUAUGAAAUAUGUUCUUGUUUUUCUAUUUAUAUGAUGUCUUUUCAUGACUUAAAUUGGUGUGGGGAUUGAAAGAAAUGACAGACCAAAUAGUAAAAAUUGUGCAGCACACGUCAUGUUCUUCAGAGCGUGUCAGCUGUUUGUGUGUUUGAAGAGCAGUGAGUCAUUUAUUUAUUCAAAAAGGAAAUUGGUUUAAAUGUCAGGACCGGUUUCUUUGAAAUGUCAAGAGAUGUUCGUUCUGUGGUUGGCUUAUUGAAGACUAGAUUCGAUUACAGUGCAGAAAUUUUGAUUAUUGUUCAUGUUUACAUUUGAAGAUGAUGUGAAUGUGUGUAUUAUACAUUAAGAUGCUCAUAAAUUGUCUUAACAUGAUGCCAUUUAAAGGUGCAUGUGUUUCUAUCUAAUCCACACUCCAUGAAUCGGUCUUUUACCUAUGUCUCCUAAUAUUUUGUAAAUGGGAACGUUCACCCAAAAAUAAAGAAGCAUUGUCUGAAUAUGCAGAAGAAUGGGAAAGUCCUGCAGAUAAGUUAUUGUUUUCAUUUUUGGGUGAACUGUCCUUUUAAUGUGGUGAUGAAGAACAAGCAAUCACAUCUUUUGAUUGUGUCUGAAAUGUAAUUCUGCUAAAAACAAUUACAGCUCAAAAUGAACAACACUCAGCUUAAGAAAUUAGGAAUGUAGAAAGUGAAUUUGUAUUAUUUAUCCCAAUUAAGAAAUUAUAAAAUGUCUGUAUAUCACAUGUGUACAUACUUGCUUGAACAGUCUAUGUAAAAUCUAAAUGAAUCAUUUCAACAGCCAACAAUUCAUCUUUUUUUUUUUUUUUUAAAGAAACAUGUCUUCAUACUUACUAAUUGCAUAAUGUUAGUUUUCUCAAAUGUAUAUUACUAUGCAUAUUUGGUUGAAAUUGUAAGCAAUGCUUCUCUUUGGCGCUUGUGGAAGACGUUUCUUUAUUUGUCAAGAAAGACACUCGAAGCCAUUUGACAUUGAGAGAAAUGAGGAGAAGGUUCUGGAACAUACUGCCUCUCUAUAAACACGGCAUUCUGGGAAAUACAGAAAGAUGUGGCUCCUGCUUCCACCUCGGACACAUACACUAGCCUGCAUAUGUCUUUUUACACUUUAAUCUAUGUGAAUGGAAGAGAAUAAGCGGAAAAUGUACAAUGUUUUGAGUUGUGUAUUGAGGUCACUUAUAGCGCCUCUCUCAGGCUGAGCUCUGUAACUACAGCAUUACACUGUUAACGAAUGUCAAUAAACAAUCAUUUCUAAUGCA
Carassius auratus (goldfish) is the source of this 7388-nucleotide messenger RNA. It is a transcript of the gene hecw1b, whose product is annotated as HECT, C2 and WW domain containing E3 ubiquitin protein ligase 1b. Gene Ontology annotation, molecular function: ubiquitin protein ligase activity; protein binding. The transcript has 28 exons. Gene Ontology annotation, biological process: ubiquitin-dependent protein catabolic process; protein ubiquitination; regulation of dendrite morphogenesis. NCBI's taxonomy places the organism in Eukaryota, Metazoa, Chordata, Actinopteri, Cypriniformes, Cyprinidae. The coding region runs from base 163 to 4761 and encodes 1532 amino acids. Gene Ontology annotation, cellular component: cytoplasm. The record is from RefSeq and is a predicted model, not a curated record.